Molecule: messenger RNA, 8186 nt
Organism: Amphiprion ocellaris (clown anemonefish)
Lineage: Eukaryota; Metazoa; Chordata; Actinopteri; Pomacentridae
Gene: fam53c
Product: family with sequence similarity 53 member C
Exons: 5
Coding region: 911-2221 (436 amino acids)
Biological process (GO): protein import into nucleus
Cellular component (GO): nucleus
Source: RefSeq, a predicted model, not a curated record
CAGCUGGAAACUACAGCUCCCAUCAUCCUCAGCGCCGCGGGGCUUUUUUCUCACACUUUGACGAUUAUUUUUUUUAUUUCUGUUAGAUUUGUGCUCGGACGGUCGGCUGUGUCGGUGGAGCUGCGGAGGAGAAUAAACCGUAAAUAAGCGGCAGGUGAAGCACCGCCCUCCUCCUCCUUCUGCCGCCCCAAAUGUUAUUUAUGAAUGCCCACCGCUCACGGGCGUGUGCGCGCACACUCUUGGUUAUUAUGUUUAAAUAAUUACCGGACACUGGACAUUAACCGGAGCCGAUGUGUGAGCUUGUCCCGGAGGCUGCGGCGGCCGCUCCGUGCGGUUAAACCCACACUUUAAUUCAUUGUGGUCGGUUCUGUGCUGACAGCGGCGGCAGCGGCGGGCGGAGCGGUGCGUUCUGCUCUUUAAUAAUACUGGGUCAAUACACCGAGCACCGCCGCUGCACCCACCGGAGCCUCCUCCAUCCGUCACCCGACAAGGUGUGUUGCCGGGCCAACAGCUGACUGAUGAUGUCCUUGUGAGUGUGGGCGGGGCUACGUGGCCCUGAGGCGGUAAGGAGGAGGAGUCUCGGCCCUCAGCCCCUCCCCCCUCUCCUCUUGUUUUGAAGGACCAGACGGACGGACACACAGACGGCCCAAGAUCUCCCCUCCUUCCUCCUCUUCCUCUUCCUCCUCCUCCCCCCCUCUCCUCCCCAUUCUCUCCCUUUCCUGUCCCCACCUCCUCCCCGCCUCCCUCCCCCGUCUCCCCCCUCGUCCCCUGCCACCAUGCUGUGGUCACGCUGCUGGUGGAGAGCCUGAGGAAGCAGACUCUGGAAGGCGACCCUGCUCAGCCGGGGGACUAUUACCUGUCCCUGCUGGACCCGAAAACCCUCGCAGAGUGCUGGCCCCCAGAUGGCUUGAUGCCUGAGAGCAGCUACUGGCAGCUCUGCCCUCCCUCCAAGUCCGGCCUGCAGGGGGGGUUACUGAGCUCUAGUUUCCCCCCCGGCCCUGUGCCCCUGGUGCCCCCAGAUGCUCACCUGCAGGAGGGCGGCGACCCCCUGGACGGGGCCGCCGCUCAGCCGCAGCAGCACCGGCCCCUGGCGCCCAGCACCUCAGCGUCCGAGCUGUCCCUCCCCGGAGCGGCGGCGCCCCCUCCAGGGCCCGGGCCCCCUCCCCCUCCUCCUCCGCCCCCCAAACGCCACUGCCGCUCGCUGUCGGUGCCCGAGGACCUGUCGCGCUGCCGCUACACCUGGCGGCCCAGCGCCUCGCGGGUCUGGACUCCCGUCAGCCGCCAGCAGUGCCACGGGGGAGCCGGGGGAGGGGUUGCAGGUGUGGCGGCGGGGGCGGGAGGAGGGGGUAUAGGUGUGGGAGCGUCAGGGGGCGGAGUCUGUCCUCUCCGAGCUCCCAGCUCCUCCCUGAACUCGUCGCUGCACUCCUCAUCCAGCCCCACCUUCUUCAGCCUGGCGCUGUCGCCGGACUCCCCGCUGCCCUGGACCUUCCCCUGGGACCCCAGCGAGGCGGCGGCAGGAGGAGGAGCCUGCUGCUGCUUCUUCCCCUCGCCGUCCUCAUGCUCCUCCUCGCCCUCCCCACUCCACCCACCUCCCCCUCCUCAAAGGCGUUUCUCCCUCUCCCCCGUACUCAUCAGAGACUCGGCGGCCUCCACCUUCCUGCCCCCGCCUCCGGUUCCGAGCCAGUCUGCGGUGCCUCCGCCGGGCUGCGCCGCCGCUGCCGGACCGACCGCGGGGGUCCCGGUGCCCGCCUCGCCAUCCUCAGCCUGCAGCACGCCGUCGUCUCUACGGCGCAGCCUCCCGCCGCAGCUGCCGCGCUGCCACUCGCAGCCCUGCGACCUGCUGCUGCUCAAACCGGGUCUGAAGCGACGCCGUGACCCCGACCGACCCUGCGCCCGACCCGUCCUCGACUUCACCAAGAUGACGCAGACUCGCAGCAUCGACCCUCAGUGUCUGGAGCGCGGCGGCGGCAGGCUGGCCUGCGGCGGCGACAUUUGCAUGGGCAUGGAGCCCUUCAUGGGUGACUUCCGGGGCUCCUGCUCACCGGCCGAGUGUCUGGGCAGGACCAGCAUCGGGCCGCUGAGCGAGAGCGACGAGGAGUGCCGCGAGGACGACGACGACGAUGACGGGGAGGAGGAGCCAGACGAGCGCGAGGCGGCGCAGCAGGCCGUGUUCGAGAGGGACUGUACAGAACUGGACUUGAACUUAAUAGAAGAAAACUGACGUAUUUGUAAAUGAAGGCUGUUCUCUGUUUUCUAAUUUAGUUUUAAUUUGAACCCCCUUCGUCAUGGACCACCAUCGUCUCGACACUCGGCACCUCCUUGCCACCAAUCAGCAAGGCUCUCAGGAACAACACCUUCUCUCAUUGGAUGAGCUGAUUGAUGACGACAGUGAUGAUGCGGCUGCCAGCAUUAAGGACUUUCAGCUGGAGCGUCUCUGCUCUGUGUCGUACAGCGACCGUCUCCGCUAAAACCGGAUGGUCCAGGUUUCCUCCAGCUGUCGAGUCUCUUUUACGGUCUGACGAGGCGUUCGCCAUGAAGCGACCUGAAACGUCAUCACCAUGCCGACCAGCGACCACACGGCAGGUUCAGCUAAACCACAGAAAAAACAAAAGCCUCCAAAGAUCCCAAAUCUGUCAGGCUGAUCAUGUUUAAUAAUCAGUUAACAGAGAAAAAUGUUGCCGCACCACCAAUUUAAAAAACAAAAAGAACUGGGGCAAACUGAGAAAUUAAUAAAGGGUUUUAUUCUGAACCCAUUUUUAGGGUUAUUAUCCAAAAUUUGAGAGUAUGUUCAAGUUAUAAACAUUUCACAAAUUAGUUUUAAAUCUCCGUCUGCUCAGCGGUGCUACGUACUCUGCUGCAUGCGCUGCCGACGGUGCUGUAAACAACGUCGCUGCCCUGCUGGACACAAUGUGCAAUGACACCAUUUUUAUACGACCCCAAGCAUCUUUUUCUGAAUUAUGAUUUGAAAGAAAUACAUUUAUACAUCAGUGCAUAUCGGACAGGUGUCGAAUUAGAUAGAAUUUAGGAAAUAUGUUGUUCAGAGUUACGUAUUAAGACAACAGAGAAGCAGCUUUUUUUUGGUUGACAUUUUGUCAAAAUUGCAAAGAUCUGGGACUUUGUCUUGCCGCGUUUGCCACACAUCAGAUUCCACUGAUGUUAGAGGCCUCAGAAGUUGGUGAAACAUUAAGUGAAGCCUCAAUUUUUUGUCGGAAAUAAGGAGUUAUUCACAUAUAGUUGGAGGAACUUUGUGGGGUCCCAAUAGCACUUUUGCUUGAAAAUGUUGCACUUUUUCCCAUUUUCAAGGGACUGUAAUUAAAAAAAUUGGCCUCUAUGUUAGCCAAUCAAUCAUCUUGAUCUCCUAGAAAUAGUUUUAUUUAUGUCUCACUGAUUUAAAUUGACUGUGGGAGUUAUAUUUAUGGAGAUAUUAAACCCUUCAAAUGGCUGUUUUGAGGGUAAAAAUAGAAAAAUCCUGCAUCUGAAAACAUGAAAUUCACAAAAUUCUGUAAAAAUAUUUAGUUUUGAGUCUCGAAUAGCAAAUACGUAAACUCUGAGCUAAAUCUAAGACAGUGCAGCAACAAGGCUUUCUAAAAAUGACAGUAUUUAUCAGUACAUUUAAUAGAUCAAUAAUAUUGUCCAGCUCUACUUUUGAUCCGCCGUCAGAGUUUGGAGAUUCAGUUCACCCAUUUCUGCACAAAUUUAAAUCGGUAAUAUUAUUUUUGAUAAUGAAAUCAAGUUAAUUCAAUGAUAAGUCUGUUCAAAUUUAAUAAAAUCUAAGCAGUAGUUUGAUCUUCUUUCACAUUAUCUAUGUUUUGGCCUCAUUUCUGAGCCAAAGCUGCAACUUUACACCUAAAAAUAACCGGUAUUAUUUCACACAUAAAUGAGCUGUAAGGAUAAAAUCUAGUAUCUGAAGAGAGAAGGAGAAAAAAACAUCCUUAAAGUUUCAAAAAUAAUGCAAUUUGAGGCAAUGAAACAUCUUAAUGUUCCAUAUUUAAAUGACUCUUGCAGCCGUGGCCUGUUUAACUGUCAGGUUCAACAUUAAUCAUGAUUUUCAGGUGAAUUUCACGGAUCACCUGAACACCGAACGCUACCUGGUAGAGUCACGUGACCUCGGCAUGGUGGUGCGUUCAGGGCCUGCGGCGUCCCGUCAGGCUUCACUGAGGGCAGGUAGCCUCUGAUGCUGUCGUUCACCUGAGUGUUCACACAUUCCUGUUACACACACCUGUCACUGAAAACACUACGAACACUGUGUGUGUGUGUGUGUGUGUGUGUGUGUGUGUGUGUGUGUGUGUGUGUGUGUGUGUGUGUGUGUGUGUGUGUGUGUGUGUGUGUGUGUGUGUGUGUGUGUGAGUGCUGACAUCACCCUCCUGGUGAUCAUGUGACUCGUGUCCAGGUUGAAUCCAGACAGUCUGCUUUUACAUUCCUCCAUUUAAUUAUUGAUUAUUGUCAUUUUGGACACUUUGAUUCAUUCUGGACUGUUAUGUCAUUUUAGACAUUUUUUUUCUUGUUUUUUGACAAAUUUCGACUUAAUUUUGAAUAAGUUUAAAGUCAGGUCAGACAGAAAUUAUUUAAAUUGCUUCCAUGACAGAGCUGCAACUAUUAUUUCCACUUUUGAUUAAUCUGUUUAUCAAUUUCUCGAUUAAUAAUUUGCUUGUUUGGUCCUUAAAUUGUCAGAAAAUCGUGAAAAAUGUUCCAUCACUGUGUUUCCCAAAGCAAAACAUGGCCUUGUUUUGUCCACAACCUAAAGAUUGUCUCUUUGCUUUCAUAGUGAAGCAAGUAAACCAGCUGGAAUCACAGAAUUUAGACUAAAAAAAUUACUCUGAUUAGGAAAAUGGUUUAAAAUCAACUGUAGCUUCAGAAUCUGUUGCUGAACAAAAGAAUUAAUGAUGUUAUCUUUGGAUUUAAGACUCUGUGAUGUGAAUUUUCAUCAUCCUGUGACAUUCAAAACCCAAAAUAAUAACUGAUUAAAUAAAUUCCUUUUAAUACAUUUAAUUGUAUUUAAUCUUGAGGUUAUGCUAAAAUCACAUAUCUACUUUCUAAAAUCCACAAAACAGCCACACCUGUGAAUUAUUUUUCUGAUAAAAAGGUGAAAAAUGUUGAUCCAAAAAUGUCAUGUUUUGUCCUCAACCCAAAGAUGUUAAGUUUAUUGUCGUAGACGAGGAAAGAAACCAGAAAAUAUUCACAUUUAAGACACUGAAAUCAGCCAAUUUAGACUUGGUUUUCUUAAAAAUUGAACUGAUUAUUCAAUUAUCAUGAUAGUUGAAGAUUAAUUUAACAGUUGACAAAGAAAUGGGACAGUUGUGUUACUUAAAAAGUGUUAAACACUAGCAGCUCUGAUUUAAAUCCAUCCAGUAAAUCUCACUGAAUCACUUUGUUUUUGAGAUUUAUUUCACAUAAAAUAUCGCCUCUUUUUAGAAAAUGUUAAAGCUAAUUAUUUAUUUAAGUCAACAUCUUGCAGCUCCAAUAUUUAUCUUCACGUUCUUUCAUUUUCACAUGAACAAAAAAAAAAAGAUAAAACUUUAAAACAUAAUUUUUGUUAAAUGUAACUACAUUUGUUUUGGCUGCUUUGACACAGUCUGGAUUCAGUCUUGAAAAGUCACCAGGGUUGAUGUCGCGCUGGUUGUUUUGUAUAUUUAGUUUACUAUGAUUUUCACUUGAAACCCACAAAAAAAGAACAAAAAGAGAACGAUAAAGGUCUCACUAAGCGUCCAUGCUGCUUCUUUGUUUUUUAUUUUUUUAAACUGAGAAUCACAUUCCUGUUGAUCACUUCAAAUCCUCUGUCAGGUUUCAGACUGAAGAUGAUCCAUCGCGGUCCGUGUUUAGCAGCUUUUAGUUUUUCUUCACCGUUGUUUUAUGUGGGAAUGCAGCUGAAAUGAAACAUGUCUUCGGUGAUGCGUUCAAGGACACGCUAUCAUCCCAGUGGGUGCCAAGAUUGCAUCCAAGUUAGAAACUCAAACCCAGAAGACAAUCAACAUGUUUGAAAAAGGGGUCGAUGCAAUUAAUGCUCCCGAACGCACCAGAAAGGGAUUCACUGACAAGUCGGAAAGUAAGUUUCUGAACGCUGCCUGAUGGAUUAUCAUCGUCUGAACUUUACUAUUAAAUUUAAACUGAAAGCAGCAAAUUCACUCCAUAAAGAAAGAAGUUGGUUUUGUGUUGUCGAGCUCUUCUGCCCCACGGAGGCCAGAUGCAGUAACUGAGACUUGAAUCUGACUUCUUGACGUUUUAACUCAUCUUAUAAACAUCCCUUUUACGUCAAGUUAUGAUAAAACUCAAGCAACAGUGGCUGCUCUCUGGCUAAUACAAUAUUUCAACUUCUUCAACAUUUUUGUGAUUAGUUGCUGCAUUUAAAUUCAAUUUGUGACCCAAGCAACACAAAAAAAACAACUAGCAGCACUAAAUUCCAAACAGCCAGAGUAGUAGUGACUGCUGUCUUUGAUGAAGCUACAUCACAUUAUGCUUUUGAGUUCAUUAGUUGAAAUGAGCAAAAUGUCAGUGACAAUGAUUUAAAUUCAGCCUUAAAGAGCUUAAAAGUACAAUUAAAUAUCUAAAGUAUGUUUCACAGUUUGUGUAGCUAAUGCAGUCUGCCUCUGUGGGGCGGUGUUGUUGUGUUUGUGAGGAUAAAAUGCAGCAUUUUCCUUUUGUGGAAUAGUUUUUUUUCCAAUGCUGUCAUAUUGUGAAGAACAUUCAGAUUUAGCUCUCAUAAAGGGGUAGUUCAACCAUUUGAGAAAUGCAAAGUAUUGACGCUGGAGUCCAGAUGUGGUUAGCUUAGCAAUAAACUAGUAAACCACAGGGGUAAUACAGAUCUUUUUUUUCUGUGAGGUGUUAUCUGACGUUCAUAUCAUAUUUAAACUUCGACUUGGAAUUUUAGAUCAACGCUAUUGUAAAUUUGUUAAACAUUUUACAGCGCUAGUGUACUUUAUUUUGAUUGUUUAAAGGAGAGGAAAAUUGGAACAUGAGAACAGUCACAAAUUUCAAAUGGGAAAAGUUGUAAUGUGAGAAAUAGUCACAAAGUAAAACGUAACAGUAGAAAAGGUCACUGUUUUCCAAGGAAAAAGAAAUGCCACAAUAAAGUUGUGACAUGAGAAUAAAGUUACAAUUUUCUAAGGAAGAAUUUGUAACAUGGGAGCAAGUCCAAAUUUUCCAAUGAAAAAUCAUGAGAAUAAAGUCAAUUAAAGUCAUAGCAUGACAAAAAGUUCAAAAAUCAUCCAAGGAAAGAGUGGCAACGUAGAAUAAAGUCACAGUUUUAUUGGGAAAAUGUCAUGACAUGAGUUUAAAGUUACAACAUGAUAAUAAAUUCACAUUAUUUAGUGAACAGUGUCACUAAAUCUACCACUUGGUAAAAACGUUCUCACGGCUCGUGGUUCCAUCCAAAUAAAAUAUCAGCACUAAAACAAAAUCUUCAGCUCAUUUUAGAAGAGCUACUUUUUAUUUGGACCUGGUUUCACUCAGUAACAACGAAAGACGUCAGCGUUUAUCUGGUGUGACUACAGAGUUAGCAUCAGAGCUAACGGCUAAAACAGCUAUCUGUCAAAUUGCUGAAGUACUCCUUUAAGGUAAAGUUUGCAAUGAGAUUGCUAGUUAGGAAGUCUGACUUUCACCCAAACUUAUCGAGUGAUUGAACGUGAAGAAUCUCUUAAGAAAAGAGUAUCUUAUCCAGAAAUAACGCACACACACAAACACACACUGUUUCCCUGAACUACAUAAUCACAUCGUGUCCCCAUUAACACACACGGCCCUCCUGGUUUGUUGGUUUGUUUCCGUUGACUGGUCCAUAACGCCCAGCAUAAGCCUUAACUGAACAUAUUCUAUUAUUCUGUAAAUCAAGACGUUAAAAAGAAAAAAAAAAAGGAAAAGACAACACUAACAGAGAAGAAAAGGAAAUGUGUACUGUAGCUGUUAAAUUUUUAGUCCUGUUCAUCAUUUUCUGCUGUUUUUUCUUAAUAUUUCUAAUCUGAUGUCUGAGCGCGGCGAGGUGUUGUGAUGAACGCAUCGUGUUUGAGAAAAUAAAACAAAAUGCUUGAACGGCGGAGGAGCAGUCAUGUACAGUUAGCGGAGAGUCUCGGACAUCUCGUCUUUUAGAAAUGUUUUUUAUUGUAUGUGAUUUAAAAAAACUGACCACAUGGCAAUUUGAAAAGCAGUUUGUGAAUAAAUUAAGUUUACUGAGAAUUAUUUUACAAAGAAAGGGGAAA